Molecule: messenger RNA, 3040 nt
Organism: Amaranthus tricolor (Joseph's coat)
Lineage: Eukaryota; Viridiplantae; Streptophyta; Magnoliopsida; Caryophyllales; Amaranthaceae
Exons: 15
Coding region: 352-2697 (781 amino acids)
Molecular function (GO): glycosyltransferase activity
Source: RefSeq, a predicted model, not a curated record
AUUAAUUUUCCCUUCUAAAAAUAAUGAACUCUCAAGAGUACUUGUAGCUCAUCAUUUAUACUUCGUAACACUAGUCUACUACCACCCUUCAAAGUUCAAACCCAUUUCACAGUACUGCCUUGCCAGAUUUUCUAUUGAAUAUUAGAGACAGAGGAGUAUACACUUCAAUCUCUGCAAUAAUAUUAAAUUUCGGCUUCAUUUUUCUCAAAUUUUGUCCUUUUCAUUGAGAUUUAUGUGGAAAAAUUCAUUCCAUAAAUUCUUUCCAUUCACUUAUGAAUUCAGCAUUUUCCCAAUCACCCACAAGGCCGAAAUCGGAUCUUGAGACAGGGUCAAAGAGUGGUUUGAUAGGUGAUGUUGGUAAUGCACAAGAGGAGUUGCUCUUGGUUACUUCUUGUUGCUGUUGGCUCAGUUGUGGUGUUAAUAUGUCUUGCUCAAUUCUCUUUGUCACCGUGGGGAUCUACUAGAAAUUAUUUUAGUGUAAAGCAAGCUCAAACAACAUGCAUUCCACAUAAUAUUCAAGCUUCCCAAUCGGGGCUUAGCUUGUCUUGUCGCUUCCCUGCUGAUUUACAUAAGGCAGUUGUUUAUCAUGGUGCUCCUUGGAAAGCUGAAAUAGGACAGUGGCUUUUGGGUUGUGAUUCAGUUGUUAAUGAAAUAAGUAUCACUGAGAAAAUUAGUGGGAAGGUCUGCAAAAAUUUCUGCAGUGGUCGAGGUGUUUGCAAUCAUGAACUUGGACAAUGUCGUUGCUUUCAUGGAUAUAGCGGUGAACAAUGUUCAGAAAUACUGUACCUAGCUUGCAACUAUCCUGUAACCCCGGAUCUACCCUAUGGUCGGUUUGUUGUCUCAAUUUGCCCGGGUCAGUGUGAUACAACAAGAGCUAUGUGUUUUUGUGGAGAAGGUACAAAGUAUCCUUAUCGUCCCGUGGCUGAGCAUUGUGGGUUUAAGAAAAAUGCAAGUUCUAUACUUCAAUUGACUGACUGGGGAAAACCUGAUACGGAUGUGUUUACAACAAAUAGAAGCGUGCCAGGAUGGUGCAAUGUGGACCCAGGAGAAGCAUAUGCUGGCAAGGCAAAAUUUAAAGAAGAAUGUCAUUGUAAAUAUGAUGGACGCAUAGGGCAGUUUUGCGAAGUACCUGUUAUGUCAGCCUGUAUAAAUCAGUGUUCAGGCCAUGGAUUUUGCCGUGGUGGAUUUUGUCAGUGUCAUGGAGGAUGGUAUGGAGCUGAUUGCAGUAUCCCCUCAGUUUCAGCAUCAAUCAGUGACUGGCCUCAGUGGUUACGUCCUGCUCACAUUGAUUUGCCUGGACCUGGUCAUGAACAUGCUGCUGAAACUAUUGAUGAGCUUGGUGCUCUCGUUACAAAGAAAAGGCCAUUGAUAUAUGUUUAUGAUUUGCCCCCAGAAUUCAAUAGUCUUCUCCUUGAGGGACGCCAUUUCAAAUUUCAGUGUGUAAAUAGACUUUAUGAUCAUAGAAAUGCUACAGUUUGGACAGAACAACUUUAUGGUGCACAGAUGGCAUUUUAUGAAAGCAUUUUAGCUAGUCCAUAUAGAACACUGAAUGGUGAUGAAGCAGAUUUUUUCUUUGUUCCUAUUCUUGAUUCAUGCCUCAUUACUCGUGGUGAUGAUGCUCCCCACCUGAAUAUGCAGGAGCAUAGAGGUGUGAGGAGCUCCUUCACUUUGGAGUUCUACAAGAAGGCAUAUGAUCACAUUGUAAAACAUUAUCCUUAUUGGAAACGUUCAUCUGGAAAAGACCAUAUUUGGUUUUUCUCAUGGGAUGAAGGUGCUUGCUAUGCUCCUAAGGAGAUAUGGAACAGCGUGAUGUUGGUUCACUGGGGCAACACAAAUACGAAACAUAAGCAUUCAACUACUGCCUACUGGGCAGACAACUGGGAUGGCAUAUCCCCUGAUAGAAGAGGCAACCACCCCUGUUUUGACCCUAGCAAAGAUCUAGUUCUUCCUGCUUGGAAACGGCCUGAUGGGGAAUCUUUUAAGGCUAAACUUUGGGCAAGGCCUCAUGAACAGAGGAGGACACUUUUCUACUUUAACGGGAAUCUCGGGCCAUCCUAUGAGCUUGGCAGACCACAAGCUACAUAUAGCAUGGGCAUUAGACAAAAAUUAGCUGAAGAAUUUGGUUCAAGUCCUAAUAAAGAUGGGAAGCUGGGCAGGCAGCACCAGGAAGAUGUAAUCGUGACGCCAUUACGCUCUGAUAAAUAUAAAGAAGAAUUGGCUAGUUCUGUUUUCUGUGGGGUUUUUCCUGGAGAUGGGUGGAGUGGUAGAAUGGAAGAUAGCAUCCUCCAUGGAUGCAUUCCUGUGAUUAUCCAGGAUGGCAUUUUUCUUCCAUAUGAAAAUGUCCUCAACUAUGAAAGUUUUGCUGUGAGGAUUAGCGAGGAUGAAAUUCCGAACUUGAUAAAGGUUCUAAGGGCAUUUAAUAAGACAGAGAUAGAAUUUAAGUUGGCUAAUAUUCAGAGAAUUUGGCAGCGGUUUUUGUAUCAUGAUUCCGUCUUGCGGGAGGCUGAGAGGCAGAAAUCUGUUUUUGGUCAUGUCGAUGAUUGGGCUGCAGAGAUACUGAAAUUAACUGAAGAUGAUGCAUUUGCAACACUUAUACAGGUUUUGCAUUACAAGUUGCAUAACGACCCUUGGAGGAAACAAGCUCCUUACUUAAGGAGGGCUUCUGGUCUACCCCAAGAAUGCCUGGCGAAAGGCUAACUGGAUCAGUUCCGCUCUACAAACAAUACUGACUUGAUGAGAAACGUUGAUAUUGGUAACAGAUAAAUAAACAGUGAAAAUACAUCAACAACCACAAGUUCUUUUUUCAGCUUGAAGUCAGCAACCUCAAUGCAGCUUGAUAUCAACGAGAUUCUGAUUCAAGAACACAAUACAAAAGUGAGGGAUCAUGGAUUUGGGACUACAAAUGAACAUAAUUACUUUUGUAUCGAUAGCUAGAACUAUAUAACAUAGGAAGCACAUUUGUACAGAUAUUAUCACAAUGUAUACGCAAUAUGGCAUUGCUCCUGUCCUCGCAAUAAUUCAUUUGACAAGGUUUAUAUCA